GUGACGUUUAAUAUUCCAUGGCCGCUAAAGCAAGGUUAGGUGUCAUGUUUCUGUAAAUAGUAGUAUAGGUACGUGAUAGGUACAUUCCACAAUGCCGAGUUCUCUUCUGUUCGGCAUAAACAACGAGGGGCGCGUCCACACCCUCUCCACCACGGGGACGAUGUGGCGCGAAAUCCCUUACGCCGGUCAAGAAUUCAAAAAAUUGUCGGCGGUCCCGUACUUUUUAUGGGCGUUGGGGGGCGACCACCAGAUCUACGUCUACGUACACGGUCUCGACAUCCCCAUUCGAGUCCGCGAAGAAGCCUACGAGAACGAGAGAUGGCUUCCAAUCGAAGGCUUCUCAUCGCGUCUCUUACCCACAGACCGCUACCGUUUUUCCAAUGUCGACGGCACCGUCGAUCGCUCAAUUGACAAAAUUAGAUUACCCUCGAUGGCGUGGCAGUGGGAGGGCGACUGGCAGCUCGAAUUAACCCUCGACGGACAACCUCUGGACCAUCAAGGCUGGACGUACGCCGUCGAUUUUCCGGCACAGUAUUACUCGAAGAAGCAGUGGAAGAGCUGCGUGAGACGAAGACUGUGGGUGCGGUCGCGGAGGUACAGCGCCAUGAACUCCUGGUGCGCUAUAGCCCCCUUGCACAAGGACGCAACCAGCGAACCCUUCAUUGACAUCUCCAUCGGGGGCCAGAGCGUGGCGGGGGCGGAGCCCGGGACCAUGCUCGUGUGGGCCGUCACCUCCCAUAAUCGCGUCAUGUUCCGCACCGGGGUUAGCACCAAGUCGCCCGAAGGCGCCCGCUGGAACCCCAUUCCCACGCCCAUCGGUAGCGAAAUCAACCAGAUCAGCGUAGGUCCCACUGGACUGGUGUGGGCGGCGCUUCUCGACGGCCGCGCCCUCGUACGGGUGGGCGUGACCCGCGACAGCCUAUCCGGGGAGUCGUGGGUGGAGGUACGCGGCCCCGGCGACAACCUCAAGAUCGGGCAGCUGUCCGUGGGCACGUGCGCGGUCUGGGCGGUCACCCAGAACAAGCAAGUGUGGUUCAGGAAGGGCGUGAAGGGGGAGGGCGCCGGUCUCAGCGAGGAGUUGGCUGCCGGCUGCGGAUGGGUGGAGAUGGUGGGGCGGAUGGCGCAGAUCAGCGUCGCCGCCAACGACCAGGUGUGGGCCGUGGGGGCGGACGACAGGUUGGUCUACUACCGGAGCGGAGUCGGGGCUUCGGACCUGACGGGGAAGAGGUGGAAGGCGCUGCAUGCACCGCUGCAAGUCAGUAGGGCCAGCAGUAACGCUAGCCUUAAUAGAGAUAAGUUUCAUCGCAGCUUUAACGCUUUGCAGAGCCGGCCCAGCAGCAUGUGCGAGCCGUCCACUAUCGCCGAGUGGGAGGAGCAAUCCCAUUCCGCGCCCACCGCCCCGACGUCCCUCCCCGUCGGCGACCUCGCCUCCAAAUUCGAAACCCAGCCCAAGAACCCCAAAGCUUGGAGCCCCGUGCACUCCGUGGGCUCCAUCGUCGGGACUGAAGUGCACCCCGAAGUGGACGAGAGCGUGUGGAGCGACGGAAGCCGCGAAUCCUGCAUUUUCGCCGAGGACGAGGAGCUGGGCUGGGCUGAGUACGAAGCACCGUGGUCGUGGGUGGAAGCGGGGGCGUGCACUGUCGACCCCGCCCAACUUCCUAAUUGGUUCGCCGAAGUGGGUGGCGGCAACAAUCACACCGAAAUGGGCGAGCCGUGGCGGCUGCGCAUCCUGGACGACCUGAAGCUGCGGUUGCCUACUAAAGACCUGUACAAGGAGUGGCAGAUGGCGGUGGACACGACGUCGUGGGUGCACACCGGGGAGGCGCGAGUGAGCUGGGGGAGUGGCCAAUUCGUAGAUUGCGUGCUGCAGCUGGAGUGGGUGCAGAUCACGGGGACGCUGACGGUGUUGAAUCCGGAUGGGGCGAGCACGAUGAAUUUGUUUAGUUUGAACGAUAUCACCUGCGUACAGUGCUGCAGCGAACCUGGAAGUCCACGUCUAGGGAUACAUGUGCCUAGGCACAGCCCCUCCCUACUGAAGUUCCAGUUUAGUAGCGACGCCCAGUUGGAGGAGUGGCAAGCGCAUUUUGCCACCACGUGUGGCCGGUUGCAGCACGUAUUGGGUAAACCAAGCGAGGGGAGUGUGUGGGCGGUAACAACUUUAGGAGACGCCUUCAUCUGGGACCCCACCCAGCUAGAAAGCAACCAGUUACGAGAGAACGACUACUACGUCCAGAAGUUCGAUUUAAGCGGGAAAGAGUCACCCAUUAAGGUAGCUCUGCAUGGGAGUUUCAAACCAGGCACUUGUUUGACCUUGACGGGGUGCAUCGGAGACGACGCCGACCGAAUCGGGAUCAACUUGGACGCCCACAGCACAUACCGAUUACGUCACAAGGCGCAUAGCGAACACGAAAAUACGUGUUUACAUUUCAAUCCUCGGUUCGUGGAGAGUCACAUUGUGCGCAACUCCAUGAUCGAGGGGAAAUGGGGGAAGGAGGAGAAGGAGGGCGACUUACCGCUGAAGCGCGGCCAAGAGUUCGUUCUCCGUAUCGAAACCACAGAGGACGCCUUCUUGAUCUACAUAGACGACAAACUCUUCACCAACUAUCGUCAUCGGCUCCCCCCUAGUUCUGUGUCGAUGUUGAGCAUCUGGGGUCGCUUGCAGCCCUUCAAACUCGUGAUCAAAAGCCCCGAGAUCAUCCUCGAUCCGUUGAAUUUGUACUGGAGGCAAGUGGGCGGGCACUUGAGGCGUGUCGAGAGUUGCCGGGUGGGCGUGACUUGGGCUAUCGGGUACGAUCAUACGGCGUGGGUGUAUACGGGUGGGUGGGGCGGCGGCUUUUUAGGGGCGUUGGACAGUCAUAACGUGCAUCCUAUGACUGACUCGCAGGAUUACCGCGUCUACGAGAACCAACGGUGGAACCCGGUGACGGGGUAUACAUCAGCAGGAUUACCAACUGAUAGAUACAUGUGGAGCGACGCCACCGGUAAACAGAAGCGAACCCGAGACCAAGUCAAGCUUUUAUCAGUCAAGUGGCAAUGGGUGUCUGAUUGGAUGAUCGAUUUCCACGUCCCGGGUGGGGUGGAUCGGGACGGUUGGCAGUACGCGGUGGAUUUCCCCGGGACGUACCACGCCCAUAAAAACUUCACUGAUUACGUGCGUCGCAGGAGGUGGUACCGGAGGUGCGCCGUGGCCACGACGGGUCCGUGGCAGGAGUUGGGACACACUAAACUCAUCGACGUGUCACUAGAGCCAGUGAAGGACGACCUCGACAGUAUUAUAUCGGUGUGGGCACUAGCGUCAGGGGGGCAAGCUAUGGUACGGACCGGAGUGACCCGGUCCAACCCGGCAGGGUUAGGGUGGGAGCACGUGAGUUCGGACCAACCCUUGGGUAGCAUCAGCUGCGGGCCCUACAAUUUGGUGUGGGCGACGGGCAAAAAGGGGUGCGCGUAUUGGAGGAUAGGCAUUACGGAGAACAAGCUGGAAGGGGAGAGGUGGGUGUGCGUGGAACCGCCGAACGGCGGCCAGUUGAAACAGAUUUCGGUGAACGUGAUUGGAGUGUGGGCUGUGGAUCACAUGGGCCGGAUACAUGUGAGGAAGGAGGUCACCACGACGUUUCCCGAGGGGACGCACUGGCAGACCAUCACGCCAGAUCCGCUGGUUCUGAAUGCGGCACCCAAUACUACUGGAUUUAAACAUGUGAGUGUGGGGCGUAAUGAGGUUUGGGCAGCUACGAAUGGUGGCGCUAUACUACGAAGGGCCGGGAUUUGCCCCAGCAACCCCGCCGGGUCAGGGUGGUUCGUUGGCAUUCCGGGCAACUGGCAGCAAGUCAGCGUUCGAGCUUUUAACUAAGUGCUAAAGGUAUGUUUCGUUUCGUCACUAAGUCAUACGUUAAGCUUCUUUCCGUUCUGUGAUCGUCGAUAUUCUCCCGUUGGGAUAAGGUAUAAGAAUAAAGUGCAGCUUUAACUCGAUAACUUAUUUUAUAUUAUUUGUUGUAAUUAUAAACAUUCCAUAUAAACCCAACACAUAUAAACAAUAAACUGUUACAAAAAAAGAACUAAA
Zophobas morio is the source of this 4057-nucleotide messenger RNA. It is a transcript of the gene Pex23, whose product is annotated as Peroxin 23. Bases 92 to 3847 code for a protein of 1251 amino acids. The transcript has 7 exons. Lineage: Eukaryota; Metazoa; Arthropoda; Insecta; Coleoptera; Tenebrionidae. Gene Ontology annotation, cellular component: membrane. Gene Ontology annotation, molecular function: carbohydrate binding. The record is from RefSeq and is a predicted model, not a curated record.